Macadamia integrifolia is the source of this 873-nucleotide messenger RNA. RefSeq lists its product as uncharacterized. The transcript has 2 exons. The record is from RefSeq and is a predicted model, not a curated record. The coding region runs from base 1 to 873 and encodes 290 amino acids. Gene Ontology annotation, molecular function: zinc ion binding; nucleic acid binding. Lineage: Eukaryota; Viridiplantae; Streptophyta; Magnoliopsida; Proteales; Proteaceae.
AUGUCUUCCCCAUCGUCCACCAUUGUUGUUAUAGUGAAGAACGGUUACAACACCCCCACUACAGAUAUCACAGAUAAAGCAGAGACGAAGAAGUGUGAAGAUGAUGCUAAAGCAGUGAAUGCACUUCUAGGCUCCCUAGUGAGCAAUGAGUUUGCAAAAGUGGUCGGCUGCACAACAUCAAAGGAUAUAUGGGACAAGUUAAAGAGUGUUCAUAAAGGAGAUGAUAAAAUCAAAGAGGCAAAACUACAACACCAUAGGAAUUUAUUCGAAAAUCUGAAAAUGUCUGAGGGAGAGACCAUUGAUCAGUUUAUGAGCAGGGUAAACAAAAUCAUCAAUUCUAUUAGAGGGUUAGGAGAAGAGUUAAAGGAUGCAGUAGUGGUGAAGAAAAUAUUGAGAUCUUUAUCUGACUCGUACAACCCUAAGGUGUCUGCCAUUGAAGAAUCUAAAGACUUGAACACAAUGAAAUUAGAUGAUCUACAUGGAACUCUGAUUGCUUAUGAAAUAAGGAUGGUUAAGCCCAAGUCCAUAGAAAAAGAAGCUACCUUCAAAGCUUUGAAGAAAUUGAAAAUCAAUGAAGAUAGUGAACAAAAAGAUUCUGAUGAUGAGUUAAUAGCUUACUUGGCUAGGAAACUCAAGAAAGGUAGAGGUAAAGGAAAACUUCCCUUAAAGUGUUUCAAUUGUGAUGGUAUAGGGCAUUUCGCUUCCAAGUGUCCAAAGAAUGAUAAAUUGAGUGACUUUGAGGAUGAAGAUGAUCAAGAAAGCAAGUUCAAGAAAGGAAAGAAGAAAUUUAUUCCUAGAAAAAGAAACUUCAAAAAGAAAAGCUGCAAAACUCACUCUCAUUCUUGGUCUCUUCUUGUCGGGCUCUUUUCUUGA